Molecule: messenger RNA, 576 nt
Organism: Westerdykella ornata
Lineage: Eukaryota; Fungi; Ascomycota; Dothideomycetes; Pleosporales; Sporormiaceae
Product: NADH dehydrogenase, alpha subcomplex, subunit 6
Exons: 4
Coding region: 22-393 (123 amino acids)
Biological process (GO): response to oxidative stress
Source: RefSeq, a predicted model, not a curated record
AGCACGCACAACGCCGCAAUCAUGACCAUCAACGCGACAUACCUUGCGCAACGGACACGCUCGUCGGCGAACUGGGCCGAUGCGAGACGGAGGGUGUUGCACGCCUAUAGGGCGUGGCUGCGAGCUGCCCCCGAAGUCCAAACCAUGUACACGCUCAACCUCCCCGUCUCCUCGCUCCGCACCAAGAUACGGCAAGAGUUCGAGCGCCACCGCUUCGUCAACCAGCUGAGGACCGUCGACGUGCUGCUGUUCCAGUCGCACCAGGAGUUCCAGGAGACGCUCAACUUCUGGAAACAGCAGAGCCAUGUGCUGAAGUACUUCCGGGCCGAGGAGGAGCCCAAGGCGAGGCUGCCGAGUAAUUUCAUCAAUGGGUUUUUGGAGGGCCGCAAUUGAAUUGGUGUAUCCGAGGGGUAUGCGAGUAUGACGAUAGAGAGCACGGAUGUGUACAUAGGUAUAACCAGAGAAGAAGAUACACGAACAUAAGCAAUCUUUCAUAUGUUCUGCAGGGCGAUAUCUCGCUGUCGUCAAGAUUCAUCAAACAUUCCGCCCCAUCCGUCAAGUCUAUCCCAAGUCGCG